Molecule: messenger RNA, 553 nt
Organism: Dentiscutata erythropus
Lineage: Eukaryota; Fungi; Glomeromycota; Glomeromycetes; Diversisporales; Gigasporaceae
Source: the annotation of a GenBank genome assembly
GCAUGCAAUCAAAAUAGAAUCAUUGAGACAGUGCAUUACUGAGCUUGAGGUUGAGAAAGCCGAACUUGAGGCCAAGAAUUCUGAAAUCCCUGAACUUAGAAAGAAGCUUGCCGAAUUUGAAGCCAGGGUUGUCGAGAUUCACGAACUUAGAAAAAAGGUUGCCGAUGUCAAGGCUAGAAAUGCGGAACUUAUAAAGCAGAUGAUGGAAGAGAAUAACAGACGUGACGCCAGAAUUGAGGUUCUAGAGAAAAAUAAGACAGAUACUACUAAUAGAGUUCCUACAUUGGAACAUAAGCAUUCGCAAAAUGAUAUUACUAAUAACAACUCUUCUAAUUUCAAUUCCGGUGCAGACCAUCAUGAAAAAUCAUCACAGAGUCAUGUGAUUUCUGAAAAUUCGGAAAGUCAUGAGGAAACUGUAACAAAAAAUUUGUUACGAUCAGACCAUGUACACACAAAUACCUCUGAAGUAUCAGAGUUGAAGCAUGAUGACGAAAUUGAUGUGGUUGAUACAAGUCAUGAUCCAGAAUCAAUGCGAAGUAACUUUCCAAAGUGA